Molecule: messenger RNA, 391 nt
Organism: Pneumocystis carinii B80
Lineage: Eukaryota; Fungi; Ascomycota; Pneumocystomycetes; Pneumocystales; Pneumocystaceae
Exons: 1
Coding region: 47-349 (100 amino acids)
Source: RefSeq, a predicted model, not a curated record
CAAGAUAUAAUUUAUAGCGAAUCAAGAGAAUAAUUAAUAAAAAAAUAUGGCAGCUCGUGCGCGGGCAGAAAAGGGCCGGUUUAUGCCGGGAAAUACAGAGCUUGAUAUUAUCCCGCAGAAAUGGAGGCAAGAAUGGGUACUUCAUCAAAAUUUUAAGGAAGGAAAAGGGCAUAAUAAUAGUUUUAAAACUCUUUGUUGGGUUCCAGUUAAAGAGAAUGAAGGAUCAGAAACCUUUAAAACAUUAGAAGAAGAAGAAGAAGCAUCAUCAUCAGCAGCAGCAGCAUCCCAUUUAGGAGAAAGAAUAAGAUCAGAAGAAAAUAAAGAACAAAAGCCAGAGAUAGAAAGUUAGAAAGAAAAAGAAUAUAAAAUGAAUAAUCUAAGCAGUUUAUUG